Molecule: messenger RNA, 1467 nt
Organism: Leptopilina boulardi
Lineage: Eukaryota; Metazoa; Arthropoda; Insecta; Hymenoptera; Figitidae
Gene: Nprl2
Product: GATOR complex protein NPRL2
Exons: 9
Coding region: 191-1408 (405 amino acids)
Biological process (GO): positive regulation of autophagy; negative regulation of TORC1 signaling; cellular response to amino acid starvation
Cellular component (GO): GATOR1 complex; vacuolar membrane
Molecular function (GO): GTPase activator activity
Source: RefSeq, a predicted model, not a curated record
CGUUUUUUUUGAAAGAAUUAAAAAAAAAUAAUUAAUACAAAAAAAAAGUAGAGAGAAAGAGAGAUGUGUGAUUAUCAUCAGCUGAUCGGGAGUACAUAACCUCAAAAUUUUAUCUCAAGAAGGAUAGUAAUUUUAAACACAAAAUUAAAAAAAAAAUCGUUCUUCAUGAGGGGGAAAUAAUGAUUCUUUAAUGAAAAAAAGAAAGAAAGAAAAAAACAAAAAUAUGACGACGUAUUCGAUAAAUCUUGACGAAAAAGGUCAGGAAGGGCCAAUUCGAUGUAUAUUUUUCUCAGAAUUUCAUCACAUUGCUGGUCCAAAAAUCACUUGUCAGGUACCAGACAAUUUUAUUUCGAAAGAUAUUUUCGACAAUGUGAGCGUUUAUAUUAUUCCAAAGGCACAACUUCAACGAAGUACAAUUACUGUAACAUUAAAGGACUACAAAAUUCUUGGAUUCCCGGUGAAAAUUGAUGACAAAAAAUAUGCGAGAAAUGCAUUUUAUUUUAAUCUCUGUUUUGUUUGUGAUUCUGAAGCGCGUACAGUUCAUUAUGAACCGGUUGUAAAGAAAAUGUCCGAUUUUUUGAUGGCUUUAGAAAUUGAAAAUAGAUUUCUCUCAGCUUCCGAGGAUAAAACACGACUUGCUGAAAUGUUGAGACACGUGAUGCAAGAUUUAAAUUUACAUAAAAUGUGCACACUAACUGAAGGAACGAUGACAUCGCAUUUAAAAGUGGUGCGAUUGGCACCUGAACCACAGCCAGUAUUAGAUCAUCAGGUGCCAAUAUUUUUGGAAGGACGCGAAGCAUUUCGCAGCGAUCAAUGGGAUUUAACAACUCAACAAGUAUUGCCAUACAUUGAUGGAUUUAAUCAUGUUUCGCGAAUUGCCGUUGAGGCCGAUGUCGAUAAUAAUCUCGUCAAAAGUUGUGUUCAAAAUCUCGUAUAUUACGGAGUUGUGACAUUAAUUCCAAUAUUUCAAUACAGUAAUGUUUAUGCAACAACUCCAAAAUUGAAGGAACUGGCUGAGGAUUUAAAUUUACAGGAAAAAUGUAUAGAAUAUUCUUCGAAGAGUCCGAGGCAACCGGCAUUUUUGAGGGACAUUUUUCGAAUGUAUUCAAAUAUGACACACGGCAGCAGUAUGAGGGAUUUAUGUCAGAGAUUAAAUCCCCAGAGUUUGAGAAUAAACGAGAGGCGCCUCGUUCAAUUUGGUUUAAUUGAGGGACUAAUUCGUCGCGUUUAUAAGUAUCCAAUUCGAUUACCGGGAACAUUGAGUGAGGAAUGUAAAAAUAAUAUUCUUUAUAAAUAUUUCACUGGCACUUAUAAUCUCGAUGAAAUUUGCUGCUCAACUGGACAAACAGUUGCACAAAUUGAAGAUCUUGUUGAACGUGAUCCCAAUGUUGUGAUGCUGUGGAAAUAAAAAAAAAAAAAUUAUUCUUUACAAUUUAUUCAAUAAAUUCUAUAAUUUUAGAAAUUCAA